AUGACGGAAAAUUUUGUUAUUGUUAAAUAUAAUUUUGAGGCAACUGGACCAAAUGAGUUAAGUAUAAGAAAAAAUCAGAGACUAAGAUUAAUUGAUGAUUCUAAAGAUUGGUGGAAGGUACAAGAUGAAAAUAAUGCAACAGGAUUUGUUCCAUCAAAUUAUGUUCGUCGUGAAAAAGGAAAUAAUUCAGAUGACAUAUUAAUGAGUAAAAAUUCAACUCUCAGAGGUUUGAUAGAGGAUAAAAAUAGCAAUCAUAGUAGUACGAGUAUAAAAUCUUCAAAUGAUUCUAAUAAUUUGUUACAACAUUCAGGAAAAUAUAUUGAAAAGAAUAAUAUACUUUCUUCUAUGAUUACAGUUGAUAGUUGUAAAAUAUCAUGUGGAAUAGCAUUAUAUCCUUAUGAACCACAAAGAGAUGAUGAAUUAAAAUUAUCUAAGAAUGAUUAUGUAGAAAUUUUAGAAAAAAGUCAAGAUGGUUGGUGGAAAGGAAGAUGUGGUAAUGCAAUAGGGUGGUUUCCAUCAAAUUAUAUUGAUGAACAAGAAAGGAUACCAACAAUUUCAGGAAAUGAAAAAAUACUAGAAAUAGUUGAAGCUUUGUAUAAUUUUAACGCACAAAAUGAGGAAGAAUUAUCAUUCGAUAAAGGUGAAUUAUUAGAAAUAUUAGAUCAUCCUGAACAUGAUCCUGAAUGGUGGUUGGCUAGAAAUAGUAGAAAUAAAACAGGAUUAGUUCCUAUAAAUUAUAUAAAAGUAAAAGAAGCUUAUCCUAAAGGAAGCUUAUUUAACUUUUCGGGUCUGGAACAUAAAUUAUUAAAUCAAAUAAAAAGUGAUACAUUAUUAAAAUCUGGCAAUCUUUCAUAUUAUUACGGAAAAAUUUCCCGUGAAGUUGCUGAAAAUCAUCUUAAUUCAAGAGGAGUGGAAGGUGAUUUUUUGGUACGUGAUUCUGAGUCAAAUCCAGGAGAUUAUUCUAUAAGUUUAAAAGGAAAUAAAAGAAAUAAACAUUUUUGGAUUCAAGUUGACAAAUUAUCUAAUACAUAUAAAAUUGGACAAAGAACAUUUUUAUCAAUGGAAUUAUUAAUAGAACAUUAUAAAUUACAUCCAAUAUUUAGUUCAGAAACAACAAAUGAAAAAUUAUUCCUUAUUAAACCGUUACCCAAGGAAAUUUAA
Strongyloides ratti is the source of this 1161-nucleotide messenger RNA. RefSeq names its product Dreadlocks. NCBI's taxonomy places the organism in Eukaryota, Metazoa, Nematoda, Chromadorea, Rhabditida, Strongyloididae. The record is from RefSeq and is a predicted model, not a curated record. Gene Ontology annotation, molecular function: protein binding. The coding region runs from base 1 to 1161 and encodes 386 amino acids. The transcript has 3 exons.